This is a messenger RNA of Indicator indicator, 1345 nucleotides long. RefSeq names its product hyaluronidase 3 (gene HYAL3). Gene Ontology annotation, cellular component: acrosomal vesicle. The transcript has 3 exons. The coding region runs from base 1 to 1341 and encodes 446 amino acids. The record is from RefSeq and is a predicted model, not a curated record. NCBI's taxonomy places the organism in Eukaryota, Metazoa, Chordata, Aves, Piciformes, Indicatoridae. Gene Ontology annotation, molecular function: hyalurononglucosaminidase activity. Gene Ontology annotation, biological process: carbohydrate metabolic process; hyaluronan catabolic process.
AUGGUGCUGGUGCUGGUGCUGUGGGCCUGCCUGGUGCUGGACAUGGCCAGAGUGGAGAGCCCAGCACCAGAGCCUCUGAUGGGUCACCAGCCAUUUGCUGUGGUAUGGAACAUCCCCACUGGCCGCUGCCAGCGCCGCUUUGGUGUGAGGCUGCCCCUUGGUGACUAUGGCAUCAUGGAAAACCAGGAUGGCCACUUUACCGGCCAGAACAUCACCAUCUUCUACAAGAACAAGUUUGGGCUCUACCCCUACCUGUCACAGCAGGGUGUCCCCCACCACGGGGGCAUCCCGCAGCGGGUCCACCUGGGUGCUCACCUCACCAGGGCAGCUGGGGACAUCCACCGCCUCCUGCACCCUGCUUUCCAUGGCCUGGCCGUGGUGGACUGGGAAGAGUGGAGGCCACUCUGGGCCCAAAACUGGGGGGCCAAGCGGAUCUAUCGGGCAGCCUCAGAGCAGCAGGUGCAGGACUGGCAUGGCCUGCUGCCAGCACAGCAGCGGCUCCGUCUGGCCAGGUGGCAGUUUGAGCAGGCGGCACAGGUUCUGAUGGAGGAGACGCUUCUGCUGGGACGGACCCUGCGGCCAGGCGGGCUCUGGGGGUUCUACCGCUUCCCUGACUGCCUCAAUGGCAACUGGGCCAAAGACGCCAACUACACUGGGCAGUGCCAGCCAGCAGAAGUGCAGCGUAACAACCAACUGGGCUGGCUCUGGGCUGCCUCAGCUGCCCUUUACCCCAGCAUCUACCUGCCACCGCUGCUGCCACCUGCCCUGCGCCGCCGCUACGUGCACCACCGGCUGCGCGAGGCCCUGCGUGUGGCUGCCUUCGGAGCUGGUGGCCCGCUGCCCGUGGUCGCCUACUCACGCCUCUCCUUCCGCCGCUCACCCAGGUUCCUGGAGCUGGCUGACCUGGUGCACACCAUUGGGGAGAGCGCCGCGCUGGGUGCAGCUGGACUUGUGCUCUGGGGAGACAUGUCCUACUCCCGCUCAGCGGAGAGCUGUGCCAGCCUGCGCCACUACCUUAUGUCCACCCUGGGUCCCUAUGUGGCCAAUGUGACAGCAGCAGCCCAGGAGUGCAGCUACAGACGGUGCCAUGGGCAUGGACGCUGUGUGCGCCCGCAGCCCCAAGACCUGGGCAGCCUCUUGCACCUUGGCUCUGGUGCCAGUCUACUCACCUCUUUCCGCUGCCACUGCUUCCGUGGCUGGACUGGUGAGGGCUGUACCCAGCAAGUCCAGCUUGGCCCUGCUACCUCUUGCCUGGUGCCCACCCACAGUCAUGGCCUCUGUGGGCAUAAUGAUCUCCCACCCUCUGACACUUGUCUGCCACAGGGCACGUGGAGCUGGUGACCAG